Messenger RNA from Mauremys reevesii (Reeves's turtle), 2710 nucleotides. It is a transcript of the gene TAAR1, whose product is annotated as trace amine associated receptor 1. Gene Ontology annotation, molecular function: trace-amine receptor activity. The coding region runs from base 434 to 1474 and encodes 346 amino acids. Lineage: Eukaryota; Metazoa; Chordata; Testudines; Geoemydidae. The record is from RefSeq and is a predicted model, not a curated record. Gene Ontology annotation, cellular component: membrane. The transcript has 3 exons. Gene Ontology annotation, biological process: G protein-coupled receptor signaling pathway.
UAGUAGCCUGAUGGCCUCUGUGGGCUUCUUUCUAAAUACAAAUGUACAGGCUACUGUUUCAUUUUUUACAGUAAUAUUUUUCUGAAAAUUAAAAAUAUCUAUACCUGACAAAAAUGAAAACUAAUUUGAAGGGUUGUUAUGUAAUAAAUGUCCUUAUAAAACUGGCGCAAAUUGAAUUACGUGUUACUUUUAAAUAUGAAUCAGCAAUCCAGGAAUGAAAUUUGUGUCCUCAGGAAAGCAUUGGAGCUGAGCAGUAUAAAAGAGUGUGGCAUGUGUCCAAAAUUACAGAAUACAGCAGAACUGAGGCAGUAUGAGUUACAAGGUUACAUUACCUUGGCCGGAUGAAUACCCAGGAAAACAAUAAAUAACUCUAAAUGUAUUUCAGCAUUAGGACAAAAGUUGCCUGUGCAACAUCCAGCAGGCUGAGACGACAAUGUACUUAAGUGGGUUUGAGAUCUCAGGAAGGAUGCAGUUUUGCGGUGAAUCUGUAAAUGGCUCCUGCAUAAAGAGCAGCUGGUCAAGCCAUAUCCGUAUUUCCAUGUAUAUCUUCAUGAUGUGCAUCAUCCUGGCCACGUUGGCUGGAAAUCUGACAGUUAUCAUCUCAAUAGCACACUUCAAGCAGCUCCAUACGCCUACAAAUUUCUUGAUCCUUUCCAUGGCCACUGUUGACUUUUUGUUGGGGUGCUUCAUCAUGCCUUACAGCAUGGUGAGGUCUGUGGAGAACUGCUGGUACUUUGGAGAACUCAUCUGCAAAAUCCACACUAGCACAGACAUUAUGCUGAGCACAGCCUCCAUUUUUCAUCUUUCCUUCAUUUCUGUUGAUCGCUACUAUGCCGUGUGUGACCCACUGAGAUACAAAUCUAAGAUAAAUACUUCCAUCAUAGUGGUCAUGAUCGUCAUAAGUUGGACCAUCCCUGCCAUUUUUGCCUUUGGGAUGAUCUUUCUGGAGCUAAACUUAAAAGGAGCAGAAGAGAUUUUCUAUAAUCAUAUCCACUGUGUGGGAGGCUGCUUUGUCUUCUUUAGUGAAACUUCAGGUGUGGUGACCUUCAUGAUUUCCUUCUACAUCCCUGGAUUUGUUAUGUUGUGCAUCUAUGGGAAAAUAUACGUUAUAGCCAAGAGGCAGGCAAGAUCCAUUCAAGAUGCAGCUAGCCAAACGCAGAUGAGAUUUGAAAUGAAGCACCACAUUUCACCAAGUAGAGAAAGGAAAGCUGCAAAGACAUUAGGCAUAGUGAUAGGUGUUUUUCUCAUAUGUUGGUCUCCGUUUUUCUUCUGUACUGUCAUUGACCCCUUUCUGAACUACUCAACACCACCUAUUCUUAUUGAUGCAUUGGUGUGGUUUGGUUACCUGAAUUCUACAUUUAACCCAUUAGUGUAUGCAUUUUUUUACAUGUGGUUUCGCAGAGCAUUAAAACUGAUUCUGUUCGGGAAAGUUUUCAGACAGGACUCUUCCAGGACUCAAUUAUUUUUAGAAUAAUAUACUUAGAAUUUUUGGACUCGCUACAUUUAGCAAUUGAUUGGAGAUUGUGCUUACACAAAUAUCAGCUAAAAGAGGAGAAAAUCAACAGCUGUUUGUUUACCCACUUGUCUAGUUCAGGUUGCAAACUGUGGUACCUUAAACCUUGUCUCAUUACAGACUGGACCUUGCCUCAAAUUAGGCUUUGUACUUUGUUUAUUAUGAUUAAUGAUUUAUUUAGAACUUACAAUUUGCUGAGCUCUCUACAAUACACAAAAGGGAGUUUGCAGUUUAAAAGAACAUUAAAUCACUUUGUCCAGAGAAAUCAUGUAAUUCGGGAUACACUAAGCACUGUUUUCUUUUGGAAGGCCUGUCUCACACUUUUAUAAAGCAAGCACUCAACAGUUCUCAUUACUGAACUGAGGUUUGUAUGAAUCUUCUAAGCAGAGCAACAAAGAGCUUUCCUUUUGGAUUUCCACCGAUGACCUGAAGAUGAAAGAACAUAGCUUUUAUCAUAAAGCUAUUCUCCUUUCAAUAUAUAUUAAUAUUUCUUAAAUGCUAAUUUUAAGAUCCCAAUGUUAAAUGGUAUCAAAACAGUACCAAAGGUAUGUUAACUUUAGCAAACAGAACUCAAAAGCAAAAUUGAACAUCUAGGGACUAGAAUCUGAAAAUCAUUGAAAAUUAUAUUGGCCAGUGUCCUCUACUGGUUGCAAGCAGAUGAAACUAUUCUGUUAUGUAAAACGAACAAUGUAAAAUGUGUAGAGACUAAAUGUUUUAGCUAAAACUUAUUGUUAUUUUAACAAAUGGCAACAAAAAAUACUGAUUAAGACACUUUUUGUUGACUUUUAAAAUACGAUGUUGCUAUGCUAAAAUGAAUAUCAUCCUAAGAAACUGAAACAGAAAUAAUAUCUCAGGCCUGAUUUUGCAAACACUACAAGGAGUAAUACUCAGUACUGGACACAGUCAUUACUGAGCAGUCAGUGGAGCUAGACUCUAUAGUAAGAGCUAUACGCAGUAGUAAAUGAUUACAGUAUCAAGUCCUGUGCUGAUAUGGAUAGGAAAAGUGUGUGCCGUUUGUUGCAUCUUGUUUCAUACUCUGUGUUUUGUACAACACCUAGAAUAAGGAGAAUGCAAGUUGCCUAUUAAUGUUUCACUGGGAAAUUAAAAUGAUGCUACCUUUCAUCAGACCAAAUGAUCAAUACUCCCUGUUGUCUCUUUUAUUCUGUUAUUGUUACGCCGACAUCUUGUAAAUCUAUA